GUGCACGUGGGCACGCCGCCGCGUUCUUGUCGAAGUUUUUCGACGGAAGUGACGCGCCGAUGACUAUGGCGGCUCUCAGUCCGGUUCCGGGUUCGCUGUGAAGUGAAGCGGGUUGAAGUGGACUUUCCCGGUGGGGAGAAGGGGGGGGGUUCGAAAAGAAAGAAAGAAGAAAGUUUUUUGCUGAUUUUGUAUAAGUGGCGGCAGCGUGAGAAGAGUCGAAACUGUUAGUUUUUGUUUUAUUAUUUUUUUAUUAAGGUUAUUAACGUUUUAAUAAGUGUGAUUUUAACAGUGCGGCCCGGCUUGUUUUUUUUUUUUCCUUCUUCCCUCCGGGUGCCGCUUUUGAACGGUACCGGUGGCUCCCUUGCUGGCUGGAGGAGCGACCUGAGGGGGGUGGCGGCGGUGGCGGCUCCACUCCCUGUCUCGAUAUUGCACUCUCCCCGGGCUUCUCGGUGUCCCUUUCCCCCCCUCCCUCCCCGACUUCUCGACAUGCUUAAAACCCGGCAAUGUCUCCUCGGGAUCCGCACUUUCCUCGGGGUCACGUCCCGCAUCUGGGGCUUCAUUCUCUAUGUACUCAGGAAGCACCUCCGCACGAUAAUCCAGUAUCAAACGGUGCGAUAUGACAUUUUGCCUCUGUCUCCUAUUUCUAGAAACAGACUCAAUGCAGUAAAACGAAAAAUUCUGGUUCUGGAUUUAGAUGAGACGUUAAUUCACUCUCAUCAUGAUGGGGUUCUGAGGCCCACAGUGCGGCCAGGCACACCACCUGACUUUAUAUUAAAGGUUGUAAUAGAUAAACAUCCUGUCAGGUUUUUUGUACAUAAAAGGCCUCACGUUGACUUCUUUCUGGAAGUGGUGAGCCAAUGGUAUGAACUGGUAGUUUUUACCGCCAGCAUGGAGAUCUAUGGUUCAGCUGUAGCUGACAAACUUGACAACAACAGAGGAAUUCUGAAGAGAAGAUAUUAUAGACAGCACUGUACGUUGGAAAUGGGUAGCUAUAUUAAAGACUUAUCGGUAGUACAUCAUGAUCUUUCAAGCAUUGUCAUUUUAGACAACUCUCCAGGAGCAUAUCGCAGCCAUCCAGAUAAUGCAAUACCAAUAAAAUCUUGGUUUAGUGAUCCCAGUGACACAGCACUUCUUAACCUGUUACCUAUGCUGGAUGCACUGAGAUUUACAGCAGAUGUCCGAUCAGUCCUCAGUCGGAAUUUACAUCAGCACCGGCUCUGGUAGUCACAUGAGCAAUCCAGGCAAAGAGACCACCACUUUCUCUCCAGUCCACCCUUUUGCUACUCCUGUGAAAAAAUCCUGGUGGCUUUUGAUUCCAUUUUCAUCUCUCUGGUUGGUUUGUUUGUUUCAAUGCCUGUCACAGAGCUUGUGACCUGUCUGGAGAAGACUUUGAGCCUCCUGCCUUAUACACCUAUCCUGUUAUGGAGCUGUGUUUUCUGGGACAAAAUCUUCCCCACCCUUUCAAAAAGACUGCACCAAGAAGAUUUGGUACUGUGCAAAUGCUUUCUUAUUCCCACCAUGGCUUUUUCUCCCCAACAUCCUAUAUAUCAUAUACAUUAUAUUGGACAAAGUACCCCAUAGGGGCACCCCUUUCAAUGCUUCCCUUUCCCUUAUUACAGCUCAGAUUUUUAUUGAAAAAGACACACAUUAACAAGGUUGCCACUUCUGUAGAUGUGAACUUGAAGGACAACCGCUUAAAGCCUCUAAACUACUUUGCACAAAAAAGACAGUAGGCUUUGGGGACAUUUUAUGGUGUUAUGAGUUCAGGAUAAGACUUAAUGCACAAUUAAAACACGAGGCCAGCAAGCCCUGCAGCAGACUGUGCAGAUGUCUGGAUUGGUUACGUUGCUAACAAAAAGGAAUAUUUUAAAUGGUAGCUGGUACAAGAGGAAAAGAAGGAAAAUACACAGGACCGUCAAAGGAACAGUGGAAUUGUAAUACUGCUUCUGUAUGGAAUUUGUAUCUUUUUCUGUUCCCCUCACAAACGGGCACGUCAGGAAACAAUUAAAAUGGCGUGGAAAAAUUAUAUUAAAAUAGACACAUUUUCUAAAGAUUGAAUAUUCCAUCCUUAAAAUUGCAUUCAGGUUUCUGUUUGCCCACAGGUAGUAAAUGCAUGCAGUUCUUUACACCAGGUGUGGGCAACUGCUUUUGUUUUUUUGUUUUUUUUUUCUUUUUAUUUUGUUGGGUUUUUUUGCCUUUUCUCCCCUAACUUCAUGAUUAUUAAUCAAAGCAAGGUAAAUCCAGUGAAGCUAAAUAAAACAAUGUUUGUAUGUGCAAACAGCCUAGGUCUCCUCCCUGCAGCACAUCAGAGCCCAGUUGCUUGUGAACAGUUUUGUGUCACAGGUAGUACUGCCAUGGUUUCAAUUUUCAUAGCUGUCUUUGUUAGUUUGGGCAUUAUUCCUGUUUUAGCAGGAUGGGAUGUCAACGAUUUGCAUGAUUUAAAGAUUGUAUUUUUUGUCUUUAGGUGCCCACUUUUUUUUUUUUUCUUUCAGACUAUCUCUUGACCAACAGCCUAACCAUUUUACAUUUUAUUUAUGUUGGCAGCAGUUAAACCAAAGACUGACCAUGAGCUUAGCAACUGUUUAAUAGGUUCAAGCAAUUUUACUAAAAUUGAUUUUACCUGGGUGGUAUUGUUAAUGAGACAAUUAAUUUAAAUACAGUAUGUUCACAUAUUGUGGAAUAUUUGUUACUGGAGCCACAUUGUCUUUUGAGGAUUUAGACCAGAGAGUGCAGGUAAAUCCAUUUACUGAAAUUCAGCUUUACAGCACACAAGAAAGUAUUAAGUUUAGCUGCUAAGAACAUUUAGCAGGGGAGACAUAGCCAUAAUUGUGUUGCCACUAAUGUCUCGCCUUACCUGAGAGAGCAUACCCAUCAGUCUUGAAGUUUGCGCCGAUUAUAAAAUUGUUUUUAAAAAUUAUUCAAAUGAGCUCAAAAAUUAGCAGUCUUGCACACAAAUCCCUUGAUACCGCAGGUUUGCAGAUGGUGCUAAAAUAGGCCUAUGCCAGUUGUCUUCUAUAGUGUGGCAGUGAGCAAAGUUGAAGGAUGCUACUUUGUCACUUUACAAUCCCUUAUAAAAAUUAUGGCAUCCAGUCUGCAGAUUUCAAGCCCGUUCCCUUCCUGCCUCUCCACAGAUCCCACCACCUUUAGAGGUAGCUUCUUUUCUUUUCUUUGUAUUUUUUUUAAGCCAGAAUGUUAGGUUAAGGAAAUGUUGCUACAGUGAAGACUUGCACUGCAACAUGCCCCAAUUUCACAAAGAGGACUGUUUACCAAUACCAGCUGGUUGUGCUUAUAUUAUCAGGACAGGUUUGUCUUGAGUUUCAUUAAAUAAUAAAAAAGAAAGAAAACUU
Molecule: messenger RNA, 3347 nt
Organism: Erpetoichthys calabaricus (reedfish)
Lineage: Eukaryota; Metazoa; Chordata; Cladistia; Polypteriformes; Polypteridae
Product: CTD nuclear envelope phosphatase 1A
Exons: 8
Coding region: 487-1224 (245 amino acids)
Molecular function (GO): protein serine/threonine phosphatase activity
Source: RefSeq, a predicted model, not a curated record